This is a messenger RNA of Acaulospora morrowiae, 748 nucleotides long. The record is from the annotation of a GenBank genome assembly. Lineage: Eukaryota; Fungi; Glomeromycota; Glomeromycetes; Diversisporales; Acaulosporaceae.
UAAUGACUGACGCGAAUAUUUCAAAAACUGAUCUUGAAAAUGUUUGCCAAGCAUUAGGGAUUGCUACUGAUGGCGUAAAAGCAGAUUUAGUCCAAAGAAUAAGAAGAUAUCUCAAGGGUAAAAGCCGUGCGGAUAGCUGUGAUACGGAAGGGAAUGGUAGAGAAGAAGAUGAAGAUAUGAACACAGUGGUUCAUGAUAAUUACUCUGAUAUAUCUGAAAUAGGCGACCUGAACCAGCAAGCAAGAACUCUAAAGGAGUUGGCAUAUUUGUCACGUAAAGAAAUGGAACGACCAGGCACAUCAACAAGCCAAUUAGAGAAAGAACAGUCGACGACAGUUGAGAAUAAUGGGGAUGAAUCUAAGUUGAAUUUAGUAAAUAAUAGAAAACGUCCAUUAUCAAAUGAUAAGGAAACAGAAUCUAGAGAGAGCAAAUUAUUAACAGAGUUUAAACGGUUGGAAAAUGCUAUGUUAACAUUCAAUGACAGAUUGAAUACUGUAUCGGCACAAGUACAUGAUACUAAACAAAGAGUGGAGGUAAAUGAAACGUGGCAGAAACAUAAAUUUGAAAAGUCCCGCGACCAGCACGAAUAUAAUGCCUUGCGCAAAAUUGGAAAGGAAUUAGAUUUGGCAAUGGAAUCACGAAGUACAACUGAGGUGGUUGAUCACAUCAAUAAUGCACGAGAACUUGCAGCCAGCCGUAUGUUCACAUUGAGAGUAGCGGAAGGAUAUGGUUGGGAUAUUGCAUCAGC